Molecule: messenger RNA, 2577 nt
Organism: Betta splendens (Siamese fighting fish)
Lineage: Eukaryota; Metazoa; Chordata; Actinopteri; Anabantiformes; Osphronemidae
Product: potassium channel subfamily K member 5-like
Exons: 5
Coding region: 395-1726 (443 amino acids)
Biological process (GO): potassium ion transmembrane transport; stabilization of membrane potential
Cellular component (GO): membrane
Molecular function (GO): potassium ion leak channel activity
Source: RefSeq, a predicted model, not a curated record
UACUACCUCUGUACGUGUAUUUUGAUCCUAAUGUUUUUGCUAGUACAGUAGUACAGAUGGCGAACCUUUUGGUACAUUUGUAUGGAAAACGUAACCUCAUCUCAGCGUAACGUUUCUUUUUUUUUCCUUUUUUGCCUAGUUCUACAACAGUUUGAAUGUUUUGUAUAAAGGCAGAGAUUGAGCACAAGGAAGCAGCUCUAAACACGUUUUACAGCGUCUGUUGGAGCCAUCUGAGCGAACAAAGGAGCUAAGUUUGAACCGGUCCCACUGAGAGCAGUAAACGCAGCCCAUUAAGUAGUAGCAGGAAGCGGCGCGGCCAGGAGAAGCACAGCCGUCUGUGGGGACAGCACAGCCCGCAAGCCUCUCGUCGGAAGCCCGGAGUUAUGACUUUAAUAUGGCUGAUAAGGGCCCUCUCUUAACUUCAUGUAUUAUUUUCUACUUAUCCGUCGGGGCCGCGGUUUUCCAGAUUCUGGAAGAGCCAAACUGGAAAUCGGCCAAGGACCAGUACAUCCAGCAGAAGAAUACCAUUCUGAAGAAGUAUACCUGUUUAACAAAGGAAGGUCUGGACGAAAUUCUCCAGAUCGUGUCGGAGGCCGCGGGCCAAGGCGUGACCAUCACCGGGGACAGACACCGAAAUACGUGGGACUGGUCCAACUCUGUCAUAUUCGCUGCCACCAUUGUCACCACCAUAGGUUAUGGCAACGUGGCUCCUAAGACCCAAGGUGGGCGCAUCUUCUGCAUCCUGUACGGCCUGUGUGGGAUCCCGCUGUGUCUCGUAUGGAUAAGCGAACUGGGCUCGUUCUUUGGAGACCGGGCCAAACGUCUGUCCGGGGUGCUGAUCCGCAGACGCGUGUCCGUGAAAAAGGUCCAGUUCACCUGCACAGCCUUGUUCCUGUUGUGGGGCCUCCUGGUGCAUCUGCUGAUCCCUCCGUUAGUGUUCAUGUCUGUGGAAGAAUGGAGCUACCUGGAAGGCCUCUACUUCUCAUUCAUUACACUCACAACAGUCGGGUUUGGAGAUUAUGUGGCAGGCGUAAAUCCAAACAUCGAGUACCCCCGACUGUACCGGGUCUUUGCAGAGCUGUGGAUCUACAUGGGCCUGGCCUGGCUCUCGCUCUUCUUCAGCUGGAACGUCCACAUGGUGGUGGAAGCUCACAAGGUGCUAAAGAAGAGGCGGCACCGGUACCGGCACCUCCACAACGAGGAGCCUCAGCCCAUAGAGGCGAAACACAGGCCGGAGGAGAAGCCCACGGUGGUCGACAUCUUCAACUUCCUGUCCGAGACCCAGGACGACUACAGCACGGUCAUCAAGAAGAUCGGGAUCACGGCGAAGCUGCGGAGGCCGGCGGAAGACAUCAACCGCUCGCGGAGCUGCAGCGACCUGCUGGACAUCCAGACCCUGGAGCAGUCGCCCAAGCACAAACGCAGGGUCAGCUUCGGGACGCUGCCCAUCAGCACGGAGCCGGAUGUGGACGAAGGUGACGAAGAGGAGAGAAGACCUGUUUGUGAGGGAGGAAGACGGGCGUCCGUGCCCGCUGGGGGUCUGAGGAGAGCGAAGGAGAGCGCGGGCGGCGGAGCAUUCGACCCCGAGGCCGGCGGCGUCUCCUUCCCUGUGCCCCCGAAGGCCGCUGCCAAAGAAGAACACGCUCAGCGCCCCGGGAGCGGAGGGAGCAGGUUCACCAUACGCAAGGUCUCCGAGGACGACGCCUUAAAGGACAAAAAUGGUUAACGAGCACGUGGCUGAAACGCAAGCACCGGGAGGCAGAACAAACGACACGGAGGCUGCGCCGGCAGACGGUUUUCCAGAGAACGACGUCAUUUUUUAUUCCCAAUUCCUCCAGAACUCAGCGCGCGGUCAGUAGGUGCAGCUCAGGGCUCUGUGGAACACGGAGCCGAUGAGCAGCCGCCCCCUGAACGGAGCCGCCACGGUGGAGGCCAUGAUCACGCGGCCGUCGUCGGCGUACUCGCGGCUCAGUGCCGGCGCAUCGGACUGGAUGUUCUGGAUGCGGAUGACCUGCGGGGGGCAAGCGCACAGUUACCGGGGCGACCGGAGCGGGUCGGGAAGGCGUCGAUGGCGAGGCGCUGACCUCGGAGCCGGGCGGGUCCUCGGGGUCGUACUUUAACAGCUUCAUGCCGUUCGGGUGACAGCCGAGCCACACGUCCCCCGUGACGUGGUCCACCUCGAUGUUGUCACAGAGGGACCCGACGCCCACGGACUGAGACAACACCAUCCACAGCAUCAGCACAGACUCAAUUCGACGCUUGGAUGUUAACGUGUGACACACAUUUUAUGACCGUUAAAUACCGGCCUCGCUUUUAAAGUUACGGUUCAAAAUGCUUAAAGUCUAUUUGAUUUUAAUCUGUCUGUUUUGAACUGAUAGGUAGUUUUUAACUCUGGUUUAAUUUUUUUCCCAAGUCUGCUGGAAAAACAAAAAAGGAAUAAGAAAACACUGUAUUACCUUGAUGUACUUUAACUGUUGCCCCUCGUGCCUCUCAAAAACAUCAAUGUCAUGGUCCAUAAUGUCCGAAACAUAAAUAUACCUGUAAAAAAAAUAAACGUUGUUCGAUUAUUCAGUUCAA